Mauremys mutica (yellowpond turtle) is the source of this 3348-nucleotide messenger RNA. It is a transcript of the gene POLR3D, whose product is annotated as RNA polymerase III subunit D. The transcript has 9 exons. Gene Ontology annotation, biological process: transcription by RNA polymerase III. NCBI's taxonomy places the organism in Eukaryota, Metazoa, Chordata, Testudines, Geoemydidae. Gene Ontology annotation, molecular function: DNA binding. The record is from RefSeq and is a predicted model, not a curated record. Gene Ontology annotation, cellular component: RNA polymerase III complex. Bases 125 to 1381 code for a protein of 418 amino acids.
GAACUUGCAACGCUGCCAAAGGAUAGUUUACCUGCCUUAGCCUUGGGCUUCCCUCAGCCUUAGGCUCGUUGCCAGGGAAGCAGAAUGGGGACAGGGAGUGAGCAGGUGUAAGGGGUACAUGUGAAUGGUCAUCUCAGCGAGCGUUUGUGUGAAUCUCCAUGUGCAACUGGAAAGGAUGUCGGAGGGGAGUUCAGGCAACGACGCUGGAAACCCAGGCAGCCUCCGGCCUGGACUCACUGGGGCACGGGGGCUGAUAGGGAGGAGACCUGCCACCCCCAUUACCCCUGGGCGCCUCCCCUCCAUCCGUUCCCGAGACCUUACCCUUGGAGGAGUAAAAAAGAAAACUUUCACCCCCAACAUAAUUAGCAGGAAGAUCAAAGAAGAGCCAAAAGAGGAUAUCUCCAUCAAGAAAGAGAAGAAAGAUAGAGAUCGGGAUCGGCAACGAGAUGGCCAUGGGCGAGGCAGAGGGAGGCCGGAGGUCAUUCAGUCCCACUCCAUCUUUGAGCAAGGCCCAGCAGAAAUGAUGAAGAAGAAGGGCACCUGGGAUAAGACUGUGGACAUGUCAGACUUUGGACCUUCCCACAUCAUCAACAUAAAGAAAGAGAAGAGGGAGACGGACGAGGAGACCAAGCAGAUCCUGCGUAUGCUGGAAAAGGAUGAUUUCCUUGAUGACCCACGCUUGAGGAAUGACAUCCGGAACAAGCCAGUUCAGCUGCCCCUGGCCCACUCAGGCUGGCUGUUCAAGGAGGAGGGCGAAGACCAGGAAGAUGUGAAGCCUUUGGCCACCAGCACCAAGGAAGAGAUGAUGGAAGUGGAUUUGCCUUCAGUGAAAGUGAAAGAGGAGCCCCGCGAUGAGGAGGACUCAGAGGAGCCACCGGCAGUUGCCAAGCCAUCUCAGACAAAGGCACCUCCCAGCUACCCACAAGACAUCUCCGUGGCAGAGUUGCUGCAGAGUCUGAGCCUGACCAAGGAGGAGGAGCUGGUCUUCCUGCAGCUGCCGGAUACACUCCCUGGACAGCCGCCCACGCAGGACACCAAACCCAUCAAAACAGAGGUGCAGAAUGAGGAGGGACAGAUGGUGAUGGUGAAGCAGGAGAAGAACCAGGAGGCCAAGCAGGCUGAGAACAUCUGCACCCUGGGGGACCUGCCAGAAGGGCAGGUGGGGAAGCUGCUGAUCCGCAAAUCAGGAAAGGUGCAGCUGGUUCUGGGCAAAGUGACUCUGGACGUGACCAUGGGGACCCCCUGCUCCUUUUUGCAGGAGCUGGUAUCUGUGGGCAUUGGAGACAGCAGGACUGGAGAGAUGAUCAUCCUGGGACACGUGAAGCACAAGCUGGUGUGUUCCCCAGACUUUGAGUCCCUGCUGGAGCACAGGCAUCGAUAAGAGAAAGGAAAGAAGGGGCGGAGUUCUCUGUGGGAUUCUCCUCUCCUUGGUGGAGGUUCAGCCCAGAGGUGGGCUGCUCCUCUUGUCUUCCUGGGAUGUCCAUCCCAGUUCAGGUUCUGUUCUGGCUACGGGAAGCAGGUGCAUGUCAGAGGAGAGUUUCCCACUGGGGCCGUGCAAUGCCCUCUGUGCCACUACGCUGCCCAGGGGCAUCUUGCUCUUAGAAGCCUCCCAUCCAUGUUCUUUGCUGACUGUGCCCAGAGCGAGGGGAGUUGGGAGGGCUCCUCCCCUCCAGCUGUAGCUAUAAACAAGAAUUACAGGGGACAAAUGCACUCCUGUCCCCAUCGGCACAAGUAUGUGUAUGUUCCCACCCUGUGUAUAUAGAAAAGCUACAGUGACUCUAGCCUCUGCCUGUGGACCUAGCUCUGGACUUGAGACAACUGGGGUUCGGGGUUCAAGCACAGGUGGGGUGUGCUUUUGGUACCAGUGAGGGAGAUUUCCUUCCCCACUCCUGACUGUAUAUGAACCUGCAGCAUCUUACCAUGUUCACCUGCCUUGCACUGGCAGAGUCCCUGCAUCCAGCCGCCACCAUUGGGCUGAAGGAGGACUGGUCCAGGAGGCAUGACAAAGCAACUCAAGCUGCUUCCUUCUGCUCCCUGUGGUUGAAUGAGCUGCCUCUUUCACCCUCCCAAGCCCUGCUGGGAAAAGCCCAGAAGCCAAGCCCAGGGCCCCAUCCUGGAGACUGUUAAACUUUUGCCAGUGGUUUCCCUUUGGCCAGAGAUAUAAAGUGAGCUGUUCCUAUGGGGUCUCUGAUCUGCCUGUCAAUACCCAGGCUGAAAUUCUGCCUCCUUAGCUGUAGCAGCCUGUAUGUGUCUAUAGGAUGUUCACACUGCAGUUAGACACCCUUGGCUGGCCCAUGCCAGCUGACUCAGGCUCUGUCUAAAGGGUUGUUUAAGUGCAGUGUAGCCUUGCGGGCUUGGGCUGAGCCUGGGCCCUGGGACCCUCCCAUUCUCAGGGUCCCAGAGCCCAGGCUCUAGCUCAGGCCCACAAGUCUACACUGCACUUAAAUAGCCCUGCAGCCUGAGUCAGCAGGCACAGGCCAGCCACAGGUUUUUAUUUGCAGUGUAGAUACCCUAAGGCCGUACUGCUCUUUAGAAGGGGUAUGCAGUCAUUCAAGGGCUUGCUUUCACAUCACCCGGUGACUGCCCAGAGAGAGACACUGCCUCUCAUCCUUGCGUAAGUAUUCCUUUAAAAGGCUAGGCCCUGUGCCCAAUAAAUGUGUGAUAUGGCUUUGUGGGUGAAUUUCCCUCAUCUGUGAAGCUGCGAGACCUCUUUGCCAAUGUCCAGAUAGCACUUUGAACUCCUAAAGUGCUGUCCAAGUGCGAAGUGUGUGUUGUUUAAAUUUUCCAGCCUGCACCGCUUGAAAGCCAUGGAAUAAGGUGCCAAUAACUUUAUCAGCUGCCAGUCUUGCUUUUGGGAGUUUAAUAUAUUAAAAUGUAGCCUUGGUCCAAAAUGCAUUCAGCACCCUUCAAGCUCCCCCACCUGGCUGUUGAUGUAACAAGUUCCCAGUGCAUUCAUUGUAUUAUUGAGGCUGUAGAGAAACAGGAUGGCCAACACCACCUGUUUAAUGACCGCUUAGGUUCUGGAGUACUCCACAGAAACCAGCUAAUUCCACCUCUUCUGCUGAGUCUUCAGACACCCCUAACUCCUCCCCAGGUUUAUGUGAGCGGCUAAAGAUAGCUGUCUACCUCCCACAACUGCUUGUGCCAAUGAAGUGGUUUCCCACUGGGGUAGUUGCUCUUGGAAGACCCAGCAGCUUGUCUGUGUGGUCUCUGUGUGGUGGAGCCAAUGGAAAGAGCUGCACUUGCUGCAGUGUGGUGUCAAGGCUGCUAGAUUAUACCGGGAGCAUUGCAUGGGUUGCGUGUGGAAAUCAAAGUGGAAUAAAACUGCUUCCGUGUGCACACGUGGUA